Molecule: messenger RNA, 2258 nt
Organism: Syzygium oleosum
Lineage: Eukaryota; Viridiplantae; Streptophyta; Magnoliopsida; Myrtales; Myrtaceae
Product: multicopper oxidase LPR1-like
Exons: 4
Coding region: 257-1987 (576 amino acids)
Molecular function (GO): oxidoreductase activity; copper ion binding
Source: RefSeq, a predicted model, not a curated record
AAUGCACACACACAAGAGUUCUUGAGCAUGUCCUCAUGUUCUCUUGCGGAGACAUCCAAGCCCACCACCACACCAUAACAAAAGAGAGCCAAAAAUGAGAAGCACUACUUCCAUUUUCACCAUCAUAAGAAUCUGAUCCCCCCCAAAAAAGCUAAAGAUUACCAACUUUUCUCACCACUUUUUCCUCUCUCUCUCUCUCUCUCUCUCUCUCUCUCUCUCUCUCUCUCUGUAAGAGGGCUGAGUUGGGUGCGUUUGCAUGAUGCUCAAAAUGGUCGAUCCAGGGAAGAGGACAGUGCUUCUUGUGCUGCUCAUCAUGAUGAGCAGUGUUUGGGCGGAGGACAGGCUCAUAAACCCAUCAAAGCUGGAGAUGUUCGUGGACAAGCUUCCGGACAUGCCCAAGGUCCAAGGUUUCGACGUCGUGGGUGGUGUUCCUAGGCCCAAAUCCCUGAAUAUUGGCAUGUACGAGAUACGCUGGAAAUUCCAUAGGGAUGUCCCCUCGACCCCGGUGUUCGCCUACGGCACAUCGCCCGCCACCGCCACGGUUCCCGGCCCCACCAUCGAGGCCCUCCACGGCGUCGACACUUACGUGACGUGGCGGAACUACCUCCCCACGAAGCACAUCCUCCCGUGGGACCCGACCAUCCCGACCGCGGUGCCGCGCACCCGGAGGGGCAUUCCCACCGUGGUUCACCUCCACGGCGGGAUCGACGAGCCCGAGAGCGACGGGCACUCGCACGCGUGGUUCACCGCCGGGUUCCGAGAGCGGGGGCCCAUGUGGACCAAGGAGAAAUACCACUACCCCAACAAGCAGCAUCCCGGGAACAUGUGGUAUCACGAUCACGCCAUGGGGUUGACCCGGGUCAACCUAUUGGCCGGCUUGAUCGGGGCCUACAUCGUCCGCCACCCGGCGGUGGAGUCGCCGCUCGGGCUCCCGGCCUGCGACGAGUUCGACCGCCCGCUGGUGGUGUUCGACCGGAGCUUCCGCGUGGACGGCUCCAUAUACAUGAACUCCACCGGAAACAAUCCCUCCAUACACCCUCAGUGGCAGCCGGAGUACUUCGGCGACGCGAUCAUAGUGAACGGCAAGGCGUGGCCUUACAUGGUGGUGCGGCGCCGUCAGUACCGGUUCCGCAUCAUCAACGCCAGCAACGCGAGGUUCUUCAGAUUCUUCUUCACCAACGGGCUGGAGAUCGUUCACGUGGCGGCCGACUCGGCGUACCUCGAGGAGCCCGUCGCGGCCAACGGGACCCUCGUGGCCCCGUCCGAGAUCGUCGACGUGGUGGUCGACUUCUCCAAGUCGAAGUCCGACCACGCCGUCCUGGCCAACGACGCGGCGUACCCGUACCCGUCGGGGGAUCCGGUCAACGAAGCCAACAGCAAGGUCAUGAAGUUCAUCAUCAAGAAAGACCCGGAGGUCGACCCGACGAGGAUACCGGAGAAGCUUAUCGAGUACCCGGCGGCGGACCCAUCGGCGGCUUCGCGCACGCGGUACAUCGCGAUGUACGAGUACACGAGCGACGCCGACGAGCCGACGCACCUGUACCUGAACGGCAAGCCGUUCGACGAUCCGGCCACGGAGACGCCGGCGGCGGGGUCGACGGAGGUGUGGCACGUGAUCAACCUCACGGAGGACAACCACCCGCUGCACAUCCACCUGGGGCUGCUCAGGGCGGUGGAUCAGACGGAGCUCCUCGACCUGGAGGAGUUCAAGGGGUGCAUGAUGAAAUCGAACGACGCGGAGAGGUGCCACGUGGCCGAGCACGCGCGCGGCCGGAAGGUGGGCGUGCGGCCCCACGAGAAGGGGUGGAAGAACGUGUACAAGAUGACCCCCGGGUACGUGACGACGGUGCUGGUCCGGUUUUCCUACAUCCACUCGAACGCGUCGUACCCGUUCGACGCCACGGCGGAGCCCGGCUACGUCUACCAUUGCCACAUCUUGGAUCACGAGGACAACGAAAUGAUGAGGCCUCUGAAGUUCAUCAAAUGAAGAGAAAGGCCCCCUGCAUGUUGCGCCGAAGAGGCCCCAAAACAAGGGUCAAUCUUUUUGGGCGACGUGCAUCGAUGGAGAACGUGUGCAUGGAUCAUGUCCAAGUAAAAAUAUAGAGUAGUGUCAGAAAUUGAUGCCAGAGAUGUUGGCUAUUUGUGUGUAUGUGUUUUAGGGUCGUGGAUGUUGGAAUAAUGAAGACAAAAGAGAGGAGAUAUACGUGAAAUGGAGCAAGUCAUAUAAAGAUUGAGAUACGGAGCCACCUGAUUUGAUU